AUGAAGUGUUGUGCUUUGUAUAUACAUAUUUAUAACUCAUUCUCACUUGUUUUGCUUUCUUUCAGAUUUCAUGUGUAUGACAUUGAUACAACAUAUCAUCAUGUUCCCACCAAGACACUAAAACUGAAUGAUCAAGAGUUCCUUGGAGAGGCUAGUUGCACUUUAUCAGAGAUAGUGACCAAACCAAGCAGGAGUUUAACUUUGAAGCUUCAAAUCAAAAGCCAGAACAUUAGUCAAAGAAAUCAAGGGGCGAUUACCAUUCAUGCUGAGGAGACUGUUGCUGCAAGGAGUGCUGUUGAGAUUAUUUUUCGUUGUUCUCACUUGGAUAACAAAGACAGAUUUUCUAAAAGUGAUCCUUUUCUAAGGAUAUCAAGAGUGGUUGAAACUGGGGGUUCUGUUCCUAUUUGCAAGACUGAAGUUAUAGAUAACAAUUUAAAUCCGAAAUGGAAACCACUUUGUCUCAGUGUCCAGCAGUUUGGAAGUAAAGACAAUCCAUUAGUUAUAGAGUGUUUCGAUUUCAAUAGUAGUGGCAAUCAUGUACUGAUCGGUAAAAUGCAGAAAUCAGUAGCAGAUCUGGAAAAGUUAUACCAUGAGAAGAAAGGCGCCAAUUUUGUUAUGCCAUCCAAACACCAUGGACAAGAGAAGGUUCUGAAGGGUCAACUCUUUGUGGAUCAAUAUUGUGAAAAGGAACAAUUCAGCUUUAUUGAUUACAUAUCUAGUGGAUUUGAGCUAAACUUCAUGGUUGCAGUAGAUUUCACUGCUUCCAAUGGAAAUCCUCAACAGCCAGAUUCUUUGCAUUACAUCAGUGGAUCCGGUCAGUUAAAUUCAUAUCAAAAGGCUAUAAUGGAAGUUGGAGAAGUUAUUCAGUUUUAUGAUUCUGAUAAGCGGUUUCCUGCUUGGGGAUUUGGAGGCAAGAUACCCGGUGGUACCGUAUCUCACUGUUUUAAUCUGAAUGGGAAUCCAGCUAGCUCUGAGGUGGUAAGAGUUGAAGGCAUAAUGGAAGCUUAUGCUAGUGCUUUACACACAGUCCGCCUAUCAGGACCCACUUUAUUUGGUCCAGUAAUCAACAAGGCUGCACAGAUGGCUGCCGACUCCCUUUCAUCGUAUAACAGCACUAAAUACUAUGUAUUGCUUAUCAUAACGGAUGGAGUUGUUACAGAUCUUCAAGAAUCAAUAAAUGCUCUGGUAAACGCAUCUGAUCUUCCCUUGUCGAUUCUUAUAGUUGGUGUUGGAAGUGCUGAUUUCACGAGCAUGGAGGUACUUGAUGCUGAUAAUGGACGCCGCCUACAAAGUUCUACUGGCCGUGUAGCUACACGAGAUAUAGUGCAGUUUGUCCCCAUGGGAGAAGUACACUCUGGACAAAUCUCUGUUGUGCAAGCUCUUUUGGAGGAACUACCUAAUCAAUUUUUGACUUUCAUGCGGAGUAGAGAUGUCAAACCCCUCACUUCCUAUUUCCCUCAUGCUGGAUCCUCUACUCAAUAGGUUUUACAGUUAGAGACAGCCAACCUUAGUUCUUUCAAUAUAUAGUUGAUGCACAGAAUUCCUUAGAUUUUAAGUAGUACUUUUUUUAUGUUGGGUGAAGACGAAAUGUUAGGUCUCACAAUAUAUUUACAUUUUUCAUUCAAAUGAACUGUAAAUACAAGCAUGCAUCUUCAAAGAUGUAGCAGUCUUGAUUAUAGAUGUUAGA
This is a messenger RNA of Vicia villosa (hairy vetch), 1687 nucleotides long. RefSeq names its product protein BONZAI 3-like. Gene Ontology annotation, molecular function: calcium-dependent phospholipid binding. The transcript has 14 exons. Gene Ontology annotation, cellular component: plasma membrane. NCBI's taxonomy places the organism in Eukaryota, Viridiplantae, Streptophyta, Magnoliopsida, Fabales, Fabaceae. Bases 1 to 1482 code for a protein of 493 amino acids. The record is from RefSeq and is a predicted model, not a curated record. Gene Ontology annotation, biological process: cellular response to calcium ion.